ACAGACACGGAGACUAAUAGAUGUCAAACACUGUGUGAGAGGCCAUCCAUCAACUCUGACACCACGCUUCUUUGUUCUAAUCAGGAUCCUAAAACUGAUUCAUUCGCCUGACAUCCUGGACAAAACCAUCUUUUACUAAAUGUGAUGUAUGAGCACAGCCCGGGAUCACACAAAGAGCCUGAGGACGAAACUAAAACUCUUCUGUCUGAGCCUCUCCUCAGUCAGGACCGGGUUAAUCUGAGCAGGUGGUCUAAAUCUGCAAACGAUCAUGUGACCUGAAGUCAGAUUGAACAUGUGAGAUCUUUGCAGGUCAAAACAAGACGCAGACAAACCACUCAGGAGUACUGCUUUUUUUUUUUGUCUUAUUUCUCAAUUUGGUUAUUGUUUUCCUUUGUUUGCAUGAAAUUUGAAAAGAUGUGUUUUUAUUCCAGAGGAAAGUCACUGAAAUGAAGAUGAUUAUUAGUGAAGAAGAGGACAUCAAUGGAGUGUCCGUCGAGACAGAGAGCUGCAGUGAUGAAGAGGGCGACUUUGAGGACUUUCUGUGGGAAAUUCAAGACAGCUGUCACCACCCUCAGCUGGAUGCAGAUGUGGAGGCAGUCAGGACUCUGUAUUCAGACUCAGCUGUCUCUGUCAGGGACUACCCAUCAAUUGAUGGUGUGGACGUCAACUUGAAUAUUAAAACAGACUUUCUGGAUGUGGACGUAGCUAAAGCCUGGAGGAUUAACCAAUCAGAGCCCAUCGUUAUCCGCCUGCACUUCUCCAUGUCUCUGUAUCUGGAUGGACCCGCUCCCUCUGUUGAAGUCUUCCAGCCGUCUAAUGUGGAUCAGUUCAGCGUAGGGAGGCAGCUGCAGCGUCUUAUUACAGUCUUUGUAGCUCAAGAGUGGAAACAUCUGAUGAACAACGACGCCGACGUCCGGCCAAAAAGCCAACACAGCUGGUUCAGACCCAGCGGGACCAUCAAGAAGUUCAGUGCACGACUCAGCAUAUGGCUGCCGCUUGCAAAGCAAAAUGAGAUCCAGGAUCCAGCUGUAAGAGGAAGAAAAAAUUUACCAGCAAUAAAACAAAAGUGUUUCCCAACUCUGACAACUUCCUACCCCAUCAAGAACCCGGCUGGAGAGCUUUUUACAUACACAGCUGAUGAAAAGAAAGUGGUGGUUUCAGCUGUGAAGUCGUCGGUUCAGCUGAGCACCAAACAGCUGGUGGAGCUGCUGUUCACCUCUCAGACAGUCAGACUCUAUAAAAGCUCACCGACUCUGCAGCACGGCUUCCUGGUGCAGAUAAUGAGGUACGUGGAAAAGAGGAUCCCAACGCUGAGUGAAUUCUGUGUCAUCUGUGAUGAGCGACACGUCUUUCAAAACAGCCCCAUGCUGAAGACAGCAGUUUGCACCAGGGAGCUGUGUGUCUUUUCGUUCCACACACUGGGUGUGAUGUCUGGAGCUACCGAGGAGGUUGCAACCGGAGCGGAGGUGAUCGACCUGUUGGUCGCCAUGUGCAGGGCUGCCCUUCAGUCGUCACGUAAAAGCAUCAUAUUUGAACCGUACCCCUCUGUCGUCGAUCCGUGCAACCCCAGAACUCUGGCUUUUAGUCCGAAGAAAAAGAGCUAUGAACGGCUGCAGAGAGCUCUGGAUGGUGUCUUGUUAGUCAGGAGGAUGGCACAGGGUCCAUAUUCUGAGAUAAAGAAGCAGAUGGAUAAGAUAGACCCUCUUGCUCACCCCUUACUGCAGUGGAUUUUAGCGAGCAACAGAUCCCAUAUAGUGAAGCUUCCACUGAACAAGCAGCUGAAGUUCAUGCGCACGCCUCAUCAGUUCCUGCUCCUCUGCAGCCCUCCGUCCAAAGAGCUUCGUUUUCAAACGGCCAGGAAGCUUCACGGCAGCACCUUUGCUUUCCAUGGUUCCCACAUUGAAAACUGGCACUCCAUUUUGAGGAAGGGUCUGCUCAACGCCUCCUACACAAAAUUACAGCUUCAUGGAGCUGCAUAUGGAAAAGGCAUCUAUUUGAGCCCCAUUUCAAACAUAUCUUUUGGAUAUUCUGAGAUGGGUAAAGGUCAGCAUCAAAUACCAAGCAAAGAAGAACUCAUAAAGAAAUACAAUCGAAUAAAUAAACUUAAACAGGAAGAGAUGGGCCAAACCAGAUUCCUGCAAAGCCAUAACCUAAACUGUGUUGCUCUCUGUGAAGGUUACAAGAAAUGGAAGAUUCAUCCUCUGCAUCAUUUGCUUCUUCAUCUCUCCGUCCUGGCCCGAGCACCUUCAGGAGACUCAGCCGCUCAGAGGACCAAGUCUGUCCAAUCCCAGGACUCCCAGCAAACAUCCUGCACAUGCGAGUUAAAGAAGGAAGCAAGAUCCGCAACUUGCUGCAGUUUGCAACAGCUCGCAUGCGAGAAGGAGAAGGAAGAGACGGACACGGGACAUCGAGGCAAGUGGUCUUCACAGGCUCGGGCAGGGGAAUCACCAAGACUGUCACCUGUGUGGAGAUCCUGAAGCGGAAAGUGGCGGGGCUCCAUCAGCUGUCCAAACUUUACUACAAGGGGGUUAAUGAGAUGCGGGAGAGUCCACAGCAGGGAGCACCG
Molecule: messenger RNA, 2566 nt
Organism: Austrofundulus limnaeus
Lineage: Eukaryota; Metazoa; Chordata; Actinopteri; Cyprinodontiformes; Rivulidae
Gene: parp6b
Product: poly (ADP-ribose) polymerase family, member 6b
Exons: 22
Coding region: 447-2477 (676 amino acids)
Molecular function (GO): NAD+ poly-ADP-ribosyltransferase activity
Source: RefSeq, a predicted model, not a curated record